AUGAUUCUAAACUCCUCCAACCAGAAUGAACAAACGAUUACAAAUCAGCUGAAUCCAAAGAAAGGAACUUAUGAACCCAAACGCGUGAAGCUACAAGGCUUGAACAACAAAAUGGAAAAAAUAAAGGUAGAUCAAAAAAUCCUGAUGACGAAAGGGAAGGACUUAAUAAAAAACCUGCCCGUAGAGAUAAGGAAUGUGACAGGAGUAGACAAGAGGGAUUCCCAAAAACUACGUCAGAAUAAGGAUUUCUAG
Molecule: messenger RNA, 252 nt
Organism: Plasmodium inui San Antonio 1
Lineage: Eukaryota; Apicomplexa; Aconoidasida; Haemosporida; Plasmodiidae
Exons: 2
Coding region: 1-252 (83 amino acids)
Source: RefSeq, a predicted model, not a curated record